This is a messenger RNA of Pogonomyrmex barbatus (red harvester ant), 1264 nucleotides long. Its product is annotated as dehydrogenase/reductase SDR family member 7. Lineage: Eukaryota; Metazoa; Arthropoda; Insecta; Hymenoptera; Formicidae. The record is from RefSeq and is a predicted model, not a curated record.
GUGCAAAGUGGAACCAUUGGAGUCAGUCGAACAAUAGUGACUGACGGUUUCGCACAGGCCCGGUCUUUUUCCGGAACUCAAAGAGUCUUUCAAGCAGAGUGUUAAAAGCAAGAUAUUUUCGCUAUAGAUAAACAUAAUAAAUAUGGAUUUAUUCGAAACUAUCGGCCUGCUAUUUGUAAUAUAUUACUCCAUUUAUGUCGUUUUUCCAAACUUUUUGGAUUGCGAUUUAUUGCUCGCUUUUAAAGAAAAAUAUGGCAAACCCGUAUCUUCAUUGAAAGGUAAAAAAGUAUGGAUAACAGGUGCAUCCGCCGGUAUCGGCGAGAAUCUGGCUUAUGUGUUAGCCAAAGUGGACUGCAAACUAAUUUUAUCUGCUCGAAGAGUUGCCGAGUUAGAACGAGUGAAGAAAACGUGUCUGGAAGAAAACAAACGUUUGAGCGAUGAUGAUGUGCAGAUCUAUCCUAUGGACAUACUUGAUUUAGAUUCGCACGAGAAAGCCUUUCAGCAUGUAAUCGAUAAAUUCGGCAAGUUGGACAUACUUGUUAACAAUGCCGGUCGCAGUCAAAGAGCGCAAUGGGAGAAUAUCGAGAUAACGGUUGAUAAAGAGAUGUUCAACUUGAAUGUGUUCUCCGUCGUGUCCUUGAGCAGAUUAGCGAUUAAACAUUUUCUAAAGACAGGUGGAGGCCAAAUCGUCAACACCUCGAGUCUCGCGGGAAUUUUGCCGGUGCCGUUGUCGGCGACGUACUGUGGCACUAAACAUGCCUUACAUGGUUACUUCAAGCCAUUGUUCAUAGAGCAUCCCGAUAAGAAUAUCAACGUGACGACAGUUUGUCCGGGUCCAGUGCAAACUGAUUUUCUAGCAGAGAGCUUCACGGAGAAAUCUGGCGAAAAAUAUGGCGUAAGAACAGAAGUAUCGCAAAAUAAAAUCAGUGCGGCACGUUGCGCAAGUCUGAUGGCCGUUGCAAUUGUAAAUAAACUGGACGAAGUUUGGAUCGCCAAGUCAGACACUUUAAGAAUUACAUAUUUGACCUAUUGUUUCCCGAAUUUUGCAAAAUGGUUGAUAAAGAAUUAUUUAGGUAAAAAAUUCCUAAUGAAAUUACGAGAUGCUAAAGUAUCCAAGGAGGAUUAAUCGAUCAUUGAUAAAUGAUUCGAUAACAUUUUCACAUCACAGUUUGCCAAAAUUCUUAAUGUAAACAAAAUCUAAAUGUAAACAAAGUCAUAUGAAGACUUUUGUAUAUGUAUAUUAAUAAAAAAUUUGUAAAAAAAU